Molecule: messenger RNA, 732 nt
Organism: Austrofundulus limnaeus
Lineage: Eukaryota; Metazoa; Chordata; Actinopteri; Cyprinodontiformes; Rivulidae
Product: ras-specific guanine nucleotide-releasing factor RalGPS2
Biological process (GO): Ras protein signal transduction
Cellular component (GO): plasma membrane
Molecular function (GO): guanyl-nucleotide exchange factor activity
Source: RefSeq, a predicted model, not a curated record
CCGUCCCAGCUGUCGCACCGACAACACACCAGCAACACACUGCAGACGAUGCUAACCGUUGUGUGAGGACAGCAGCGGGUUUGUUGAGGACGGACACGGGUGGACUGGCCCAGUUAGCUGCCUGGAAGCUCCGCCCGUUCAGCGCUCAUUCAAAACACAACACAGCUGUUGUGAGCGGAGCGUCAACACAACGAGCCCACACCGCUGUCCUCUAAUGUCCCCGCUGGAAUAUCAGGCCGAGAAAGAGGAAAACGGUGCUGUUCGACUGGAGCCAGCCUCAGAGGAAAACAGGACUUGAUAGAGAGAAAGAAGAAUAAAGGACAAUAGCCAGCUUUACUUGUGGUAAAAUGUGUAUCUGACACAUAUCUGAGAGCCUGACAGGCUGAGGACGAUGAAUGGUCUCCUGCACUAAUGCUAGAUGGUAUGGGAAAGAUGGACCUCCCCAAUGGCCAAUCAAGCAUCUCCAACACCGCUGCUAYAGCCUCUGAGAAGAGUAGCAGCUCAGAAUCUCUCAGUGAUAAGGCAUCUUCAGAGCUGAAGAAGAGUUUUGAUGCUGUUGUGUUCGAUGUGUUGAAGGUCACUCCUGAGGAAUAUGCAGGUCAGAUUACACUCAUGGAUGCUCCUGUGUUCCAAGCCAUCCAACCAGAGGAGUUGUCGAGCUGCGGCUGGAACAAGAAGGAGAAGCACAGCUCUGCUCCAAACGUUGUGGCCUUCACCCGCAGAUUCAAUCAG